Messenger RNA from Macrosiphum euphorbiae (potato aphid), 1686 nucleotides. The record is from the annotation of a GenBank genome assembly. Lineage: Eukaryota; Metazoa; Arthropoda; Insecta; Hemiptera; Aphididae.
AUGGUUAUUAGUUUGAAUAACUGUAGUCUUUCGUCCAUAGUUGUAUUUAUACUAUACUUUACGAUUUCUAAUUUGUGGAUACUGCCUGUGGAGAACGCUAGAAUAUUGGCAGUGGAGACACUGGGAUGCAAAAGCCACUGGAACUUUAUGAGCGCUGUGCUGCGGUCGCUGACGGACGCCGGUCAUAGCGUAACCGUGUUCACCCCGCUUCCGGACGGCGACCGGGACAACUACACGGAAGUGGAUUUGUCAAACGAUUUUCCGAUAUUAAUGGCAAAGGAUAUGAAGGCGACAUUGGACGUUUACGGCAAUCCGAUCGUGUACAUGAAUAUGAAGACUGGGUUGAACAGACGAUAUUGUGAUUCGGUUUACGGGAACCGACGGUUCAACGAAGUAAUCCGUGGUAAAUACAACGAAGAUUUCGACGUAAUCAUCAUAGAACCAUUGAGUGUCGACUGCAUGUCAUACCUGGCAAGCAUACUGAACUUACCUAUAAUAUAUGUGAUCCCGUCCCCCAUGAUUACUUACGCAGAACGUAAGUUUACCGGACACAUAUCGAACCCCGCGGUUGUCUCUAAUUUAUUAGCACAACGAGCCGUACCCAAGACGUUCGUCCAAAGAGUAGCGAACACCGCACUUUUGGCAUAUAGUAUGUUAAUAACUGUAUACGAUGAAUGGAUGCUGAGAGUCACUGAUCCAAGACCGUACGACUUAUCUCCCAAGGUUCAUCCAUCUAUAAUAUUUCAAAACUCCCACUACAUAACUGAGUCUUCGAGGCCAGUUUUGCCUAAUCUUGUUGACGUAGGUGGUAUUCACUUAAAACCACCAAAAAGUAUACCAAAAGAUGUUUUAGACUUUAUUGAAGAUUCGCCCCAUGGAGUGAUUUAUUUCACAUUCGGUUCCAUAAUUCAACUAUCUUCAUUACCAGAAAAUAUUAUAAAAUCGUUUAAAGAAGCAUUUGCUAACGUCCCACAAAGAGUUUUAUGGAAAUAUGAAGGUGAAAUGAAAGACGUGCCAAAGAACGUGAUGAUAAAAAAAUGGUUUCCUCAACGAGAUAUUCUUCUGCAUCCCAAAAUAAAACUAUUUAUUAGUCAUGGAGGGAUAUCUGGGGUUUAUGAAGCAGUAGACGGUGGAGUUCCUGUACUCGGUUUUCCCUUGUUUUUUGACCAGCCGAGAAAUAUAGACAACUUGGUUACUGCUGAAAUGGCAAUCAGUAUGGACCUGUUCACAAUCAACAAAGAAAAACUGUUAAAUAAUAUCUUACAACUCGUUAACAACGAAAAAUACAUGAGAAAUGCGAAAAUUGCCUCUCAACUUUUCAAAGAUCGACCUAUGUCACCAGAACAAUCAGUUGUUUAUUGGACAGAGUAUGUUAUUCGCCAUAAAGGAGCGCCUCAUUUAAAAUCUCACGGACUUAAUCUAACGUGGUAUCAAUACUUCCUAUUGGAUGUGAUAGCUAACAAUAGUUAUACACCACCUGGUAUUUUUGACAUAGAAGAUUUAGAUGGAGGGACAAUAAUACCUGGCCAAUGGAGAAGAGAUCAAAAUAAUUUAACACCAUUAGCAAGAAUUGGAAGAAAACCAUCACUAGCUGCACAAGAAAUUAGAGACAAGUUUUGUGAUUUUUUUUUCAAAGUGCUGCUGCUAAAGUAUACCUUGGCAAGACAACUAUUGAUGUUAAAAUAG